AUGCCCGAGUCAAACGAGUCGCUUGUUGUUGACUCCAUGACUUCGUCCGCUCAGAGCCUGCCUGCCCCGGUCACCUUGUCGGCCACCACUACUGAAUAUCCUCCUCCGACCUCAAACUCGUCAAGUCUGGAGUCCUCUCGCUCGCCGCAUCAUCAGCACAACACCAGUACGGCUAGUGUCGCCCAGGCCAAAAGCAGACGCUCGCUCGCAUCCCUCGCAAGAGAAAAGACAUCCAACGCCUUUGCCAAUUUGGCUGCCAUUGGCACAAAUCCCACGCCCAGUUUACGGUCUGCCACCUCCUCCAGCAGCCUCACCAAGAAGUCCGCCUCCACAGAGACUGCUCGCCCAAAUCUUCCCCGUUCGCCAACUUCGCCCGAGUUACAGAGACCAACACAACUGCGUCCGAUAAGUGGUCCGCCUCUGCCCAGUGAAGAGCUGAGAAAUAGCACCACAACACCUCCAAUGCCGAACACGGACAAGAGCAGUGGGCGGAUGCACCAGACAUCUUCCAAGAUUCUGCGCAUGACGGAUGACGAGAGGCCCUUCACCCGGGACUUCAAUGACUUAUUCUCUACACUCAUCACCAGUUUACCACUGACACCACAUCGAGUACGAUUUUCAAGGGUAGAAGAGACGUUCCUGUCAGAGGAAGCCAUUACAAAUCUCGGAUCCCUCAAGUUCUCCCAAUCCAAUCGCAUUCCAGAUCCAAAGAAUCCUUCGAGAUGGGUAGUAACAACCACUACGACGACUUUCUCAAUGGCCAAAGAGAUGGCACGUUCGGUCUGUCAACGGUUUGUGGACGCCCGCCUGAUAGAGUCGGCGGAAUCCAAGAGUAACACCACGUUCCCGACAAAGGGAGGCGUGUGGCAGCUCACUCCUAAAGGCCUGGCAAUCCUACAUCGUUUCUGCAGCAAGAAUGGCAUCAACGCCCGUCACAUUGAACCUCUUCUCAAGCGAGCACAGAUGCAGAUCGUCGCUCUGGAGAGAGACCCAAGCACGGAUAAGCUGAUCCAGGAUAGGGCCACCAUCGAGAUCAUUUUUAGGAGAUUUAUGGGUCUCGAGGGCCCAAAUCUGAAGAGCUCCACGUCCUUAUCCGAUUCGGACUCUGUAUCAGACUACGCUACAGGCCUUGUCGGCGUCAAAAUGGCCAAAGAACGUCGAGUGCUGGACCGGACCGUACAGAGCACAUUCACUGGCCGAGCGGCCUCUGACUGGCUGCUCGAUUGUUGCACUACCAUCGAUCGGCGAGAGACUUUUGAGAUCGCGGAACUAUUCGUCAAGUGGCAGCUGAUGGCUCCGGUUGUCGAAGACAGAGCAUAUAUGCGCCAGAAUCCCAUGUCAACCUACUUCCAGCCCACCAAGCACGCCAUCUACACUGUCACAGAACGAGGACAGCGAGUUUGCGGAUGGAUUGCCCGACCACCUAGUAUCGAGAGCGAAGACAGCCAUGAUACAAGGGACAAGGGUCGAAUCACCAGAGAUUCCAACGUCAGCCGGCUGAAUAUGAUAUUGCAAGACGCUGCGCUCCGGUUACUUUUCCGAGAGUUCUUGCGACAAUCGCUGUGCGAGGAAAACUUACAAUUCUAUUUCGACGUGACCGAUUUCACCAACAACUACCGACAACUCGAGAAGUCAGGGAUGCUCGAGAGGCCCGAACCUGUGAGAGAGACACUGGCAGCAGCAUAUGGUCUCUACAACUCCUUCCUGGCAUCAGGAGCACCUUCCGAACUCAAUAUUGACCACUCCUUACGCAAUCGCCUUGACAGCAGAAUGAUCCGAACGAAUAUCGAUGACGAGUCCAUGAGACAAUCUCUCGAUGAAGUGGUGGAAUUAUUCGAGCUUGCGCAAAACGCAGUAUUCAAACUCAUGGCGAGCGACUCCGUGCCAAAAUUCCUGCGAGACCCACGACAUGCAGCUGUACUUCGUGAUCACGAAAUCGAUUUGAUCGGGUCCAACCGCGCACUUUCUCCGGUCCCAGACAGGGGGGUCAGUCGAUCUAAUACACGGACAUAG
Molecule: messenger RNA, 2013 nt
Organism: Exophiala dermatitidis NIH/UT8656
Lineage: Eukaryota; Fungi; Ascomycota; Eurotiomycetes; Chaetothyriales; Herpotrichiellaceae
Exons: 3
Coding region: 1-2013 (670 amino acids)
Biological process (GO): intracellular signal transduction
Source: RefSeq, a predicted model, not a curated record